AUGUUCUGCCAUCAAUCAAUAACCUUGUGCUCUUUGGCCCUCUUUUGGUUGGGCAGCUUGUCUCCUGCCAGUGCUUCAGCUGUCCCUCAUCACAACGCACCCUCAGCUCAUACCGUCAACGGGACUUAUACUGGCCUCAAUCUCGAAACUUUCAAUCAGGAAGCCUUUUAUGGCAUCCCCUUUGCGACGCCUCCGCUGGGAGACUUGAGACUCCGGUAUCCUUUGCCGUACAACCAGUCAUGGAAAGGCUCUCGUAAUGCUACUGUGCGGUCUGAUUCGUGCCCUGGGUUCGACAAACCCUUCGCCCAAGGCUUCGCCGACGGGUUAACCAUGGGCGAGGAUUGUCUGACUCUUGACAUUGUGAGACCCGCCAAUGUUAAACCUGGAGACAACCUCCCCGUUUUCUUCUGGAUAUAUGGUGGUGGCUUCAAAGCCGGGGGAUCUGCUGACCCGCGCUACAACACGUCCUUCAUGGUGCGCAACUCAAUGGAUAUGAAGAAGCCAAUAAUAGCUGUCGUUCCCAACUAUCGCACAUCAGCGUUUGGCUUGUUGGCCUCCAAAGAGGUCGCUGCGGCCGGGGUUGGUAAUAUUGCUCUCUUUGACCAGCGGCUGGCGAUGGAAUGGGUGUCUCAGAAUAUUCGCGCGUUCGGCGGUGACCCCAGCAAGGUCACAAUUGCUGGUGAGAGCGCAGGAGGCUCCUCAGCUGGAUACCAGUUGGUGGCGUUCAAGGGGAAGAAUAACGGCCUAUUCAGAAGUGCCAUUCUGGAGAGUUCGAGCUUGCUCGGUGCUUCGAUGAAUACUGUUGAGACGUUGAAUGUUACUUACCAAGGAUGGUAUGAUAAUAUCACCACAACAGUCGGCUGUAACACGGCCGCGGACUCCCUAGCCUGUCUCCGCACCGUUCCUUACGCGAAGCUCUUCAGUGCUGUGAAUGGCUUCCAGUUCAAACCCUAUAUAGACGGCAAAUUCAUAUCUCAGCCUCCAUCCGUCUCGAUAGCAAAGGGCGAGAUCGCCGAUGUCGCUCUCAUCAUGGGGUCUAACACAGACGAGGGCACGGCUGAAUUUUUUACGCCCCGUGGAACCCUGAACAACGACAGUGACAUUUCGUCCCUUGUCGCACACCUUGGUGGCGGUCUUAAUGAGACAGUUGUCGCCAACAUCCUACGUCUCUAUCCUGAUGACCCCAUCCAGGGCUGCCCCUUUGGCACUGGACCCGAGAGAUUCGCAGACCAAGGCUUCCAGUUCAAGCGUGGCGCUGCCAUUUCUGGUGAUGUAAAUAUCCACGCUGGUCGCCGUGCCUACGCCGUCGAUCAUAGCCAGCGCUCAAAGCACCCGAUCUAUACGUACCGCUUCGACCAGGCGCCGUGGGACAUGCAAGAAGUCGAUGUUACAACGACUGCACCAGUAUAUGUCACGCAUUACACUGAAAUUGUUCACGUUUUUGAUAAUCCGGAUAAAAAUGUCAACUGGAUUGGGCCGUAUCCAAUUAUCUCAGAGCUAGCGAGCUUCGUGUCUCGAUCUUGGGUAUCAUUCAUCCAUGAUCAGAACCCAAACAACCACGGUCUUCAAGGAAAGCCAAGCUGGUGCCAGCUGGGUGGAGAAAGACGAUUACCGAAAACCACAGCUGGCGUACUGGAGCAAACUUUGGUCAGAGCUGAUGACGUAGCCGUAUACCCUGGUAGGCACUCGUAG
This is a messenger RNA of Trichoderma breve, 1692 nucleotides long. Its product is annotated as carboxylesterase family domain-containing protein. Lineage: Eukaryota; Fungi; Ascomycota; Sordariomycetes; Hypocreales; Hypocreaceae. The transcript is spliced from 3 exons. Gene Ontology annotation, molecular function: carboxylic ester hydrolase activity. The record is from RefSeq and is a predicted model, not a curated record. The coding region runs from base 1 to 1692 and encodes 563 amino acids.